Messenger RNA from Biomphalaria glabrata, 6217 nucleotides. Its product is annotated as lateral signaling target protein 2 homolog. Gene Ontology annotation, molecular function: metal ion binding. The transcript is spliced from 13 exons. The coding region runs from base 593 to 4024 and encodes 1143 amino acids. The record is from RefSeq and is a predicted model, not a curated record. NCBI's taxonomy places the organism in Eukaryota, Metazoa, Mollusca, Gastropoda, Planorbidae. Gene Ontology annotation, cellular component: early endosome membrane.
CCUAGAGAUCUAAGACGAUUCCACCAUAGAAUAUAGAUCUAAUUCUUUGUGAAGUCUAUGGUUCUUUUCAUUAGAGCUAGUCUAGACUUUUUAUAGAAUCUAGUGAUCUUUCCCUUUGUCGACUUUGUCUUUGUCAGCUGACAGGCUUUGUUUAGCCGGCUUUGUCAUUGCGUGUUAUGUUUCUGCUUACAGUAGUUUAAUUUGAUUCGCCCAUUACUGUUUAUUUUUUAAAAUUAUGUUGCUUUAACUCGCUUUAACAAAUUUAUAGAUCUAGACUAGGUCUAGACUCUAAGACUAAGAUGUCUAGAAAGUAUAAUUUGGACAUAUGGCAAGGAUUAGACUUACACCGGAAAUUGUGACGUAGUUACGAUUCAAGAGAUCUCUGGGAGGAAGAUAAACUAGUUUACUAGACUCUAUAGAUUCUAGUUUAGAUCUAGUCAUCUAGACUCUUAGAUCUAUAUAUCUAGUCUAAUUACUCUAAUAGAUCUAGAUCUCAUAAACAAUUUGUUAACAUUUUGUUUUUACGAUAAAUCUACGGUGUGAUGCCGAAUAUUUUAGCCAAAUGACCUAAAAAGCUAUAUUCGUCGUUAAUAUGAAUUCUUUGAGAAAAUGGUUAUAUAGACCCAAGAGAUCAGACUCAUCACUUCUUGCUCAGUUUUAUUUCGCUGAUGAAGAACUCAAUCUUGUUGCUGCCGAGCUUGAUAGUUUUGAGGGAAGGAAAGACCCAGAAAGAUGCACUGCUCUGGUGAAUCAACUGCGGGCUUGUCAGGCCAGAGUACUCAAUGUUGUAUCUCAGAUGAUGGACGAAACUGUAAAAGAUCAGCGUGCCUCUCGAGACUUUAGAGUGAAGUUUCCUGAUGAUGUAAUACAAGAAAAUUUGGCAGGACAAUUAUGGUUUGGUGCUGAGUGUUUGGCAGCUGGUUCCAGUAUUAUGAAUAGAGAAAUAGAAAGUGCGUGUAUGCGUCCUCUGGCAAGAGCACUAACUAAAAAUCUUGACAGUUUACGAAGUAUUUUAAGAGAACAGUGCCUUUGUAAUAUUCAGGAGUAUACUGAAAAAAUUAAAGAAUCUUUGAUCAUAUUUGAUAAACUAUUUGCAGAAUUUGAAUUAAGCUAUGUUAGUGCCAUGGUUUCUGUGAAAACAGCUCAUGAAUAUGACAUGAUUCAAGAAAUUACUGUUCUUUUUUCUGAAACUGUGCAAAGAGCUUUAAGAAUUGGUCUGUUAACACAUGAAAUGAUUGAUGAAUAUGAUCCAGCAUUGAUGUUUACUAUACCAAGGCUUGCAAUUGUCAGUGGAGUGUUAAUCUUCAAAGAUGGGCCUUUAAAUCCAGACAAUGAUCCUUGGAAUAUCUCUGAAAUGUUUAGGCCUUUUCAAACACUACUGCUGAAAAUAAGAGAACUUUUAAGUAUAUUAACAGAUGAGGAGCUCAAUACAUUAGAGAGAGCCUUAUGCAGUCAGCAAGAGCCAUCAUUCUUAAUUAGUUUAGAAGAAAAUAGAAAGCAAAAAAACAAAGAUGAGAGAAAAAAAGUCAGAGAGGAUAAAAAAUACCCAGGGAAAAGAAAAAGCAAAAAAGAAGACUCAGAUGAUGGAAGUAUUGAAAGUGAACUAACAGCCUUAGAGAUUGCAGAGAGGCUAGAGGCUUUGGCCUUAAAUUUUGAAGCCUCCAGGAGUGCCAAACAAGCACAGAAUUAUGAUAAACAAGAACUAGAUGCUCAGAGUAGUACUUCAUCAGCAUCAUCAACAAGUUUGAGCAAAGGGGAUGCAGAAGGAGUUAAAGAAAGUGACUCUGACCAAUCAGAUGAUGUGCAAAUGCAACAUUUCACUAACCAGCUUUAUUAUGAAGCCGGUUUGGACAAUCAUGACAUGGUUCAAAAUCCUUUAUCCAUUCAAAAUGCCAAUGCUUUUUCUUUUGUGGAUGACUUUUUAGCUCGUACUGCACAGAACAGAAGUACAAAUGAUGGUGGUCUUGAGAACUAUGCCGAAUGUACUGCAAACAGCAGAGCACAGUUUGCCAAAAGCAAAUGUGAUAGCAAUGAUUCUGGUUUACACAGUGAGCCUAUAAGUAACUCGGGUAGCAUGUUUACCAUAGCCUUUAAUGAUUCAGGUCAAACACUGGUAACUGGAAGCUCAGUAUUAGCCAAAAACGAUGAGAUAACUCAACCUUCAUCACAUCAUAUAAGCGCUGAUGUACAGAACAGCUUAAUGACCUGCAUUGAAUCUGAUGAUCACGAUGAAGGGUCAGCAUGGUGUAAAAAAGAUGGCACACAGGAAGAUAGCAACGCCAUUAAGUGCCUUACGUUAAACGAAGAUAGUUUAGUUGCUGAUAAGAAUUAUUCUUUGAGAAAUUUGGAUGAAGAUGACAUAAUGGUAUCUCCUCUUGAGGAACAUACUAUGUCUCUGGGAUGUGCAUCAACCGUGGAUGUGCAUUCUCACAGUGUAGAAGUUGAUUCUACUACAUUGGGCUAUGCAACUAAGGCCUCACAAUACUGCAAUGUCUCACAUGAUGGUUGUCAGAAAAAAUGUAUUUGUACAAGCAGGACUAAACCGGGUGGAAUUUCGGUGGGUUAUUCUGAAUCUGCUCAAGAAGAUCUGGCAGAACACAAAAAAUAUCUCAAUAUGCCACCAAGUGAAACUGUUUCAUUAUUUGUAAAUAAUUCAGAGCUCAAUGGGGCCUCAUGUAUGUCCUGCUGUAAUUUAGGUGAUUCUAUCUGUGAUACAAAUGUGCCUGAUAAAACAAACUCAGUUCAACCUUGUAUGAUUGAUGUUGUCAACAUUCAAGAUCAUCCUCAUGUCACUGGAGCUGAAAGAUUUCAUCCUGACACAGAACUUUCCUUGCACAUGACUUGUCAAGGAGAGAAAGAAAAAAAUAACAAUGAUAAAAGCAAAACAGGUUACAUACUAUCAGCAGCUUCACAAAAUGAUCUCAGUGACUCAAGCCAUGCUCAAAUGACUUCAUCUAAGACUGAUCUUUCAGAAGAACAGACAAUAUUGAAUCACCUUUCAUCUCACUCAGUUGAAGAUAAUAAACUUACCUCCACAAUUACUAACCACACAUCCACCAUUGCAGGUCUUGAAGUUUCAGUAGAGCUCAAUAAUCAAACAUGCAGUGUUAAUGGGACAUCAACUAUACAAUCCCUCAACACAUCUGUAUGUUGUUUAUCUGAUCAUUCUCAGGGAAAUAUUCAACAGACGCCAGUUACACCAGAGCCUGUGCAUAUGUCAUCUACCUUUCCUUCUUCCAGCUCUACAUGUGUCUCAAAGACAAAGACUGAACAGAAACAAAAUCACAAAAGCAAAAAAAAUGAAAGUCAAAAUCAUAGAUCUGGAAGUGAGUCUCAUAAAAGCAAAAGCAAGAUAUCAUCUCAUUCCACUCAUAGUAAAUCUCUUGUGGAUUCUCAUUUACUGGAUUCAGAAUAUUGUAAUAGCAGUGAAACAAGUUCCUACACAUCUGAUUGUGGAGACCAAGAAGAAAUAGCACUUGCUAUUAAAGCAGCAGAAAGUGCUACUCGCCAACAAGUCAGAGCUCGUUUCAGAAGUAGUAGUGACAUGAUACAUAGACUAUUUGUAUGCAUUUCAGGUGUUGCUGAUCAAUUACAAACAAAUUUUGCUGGAGACUUGAGAAAUAUUCUUAGGUCAGUAUUUGAUAUGAACUGCUCAGAGCCUGUAGACAUAGCUGAAGGGGAUAAAAGUAAAGAUACCACUCCUUUGGGAGCAGCCUACAGAGCCAUGUCACAUGCUUCACGAAAUUCUAGAAGGCCACGAAACUCAUCACAUCAAAAGCAGAAACCACCUGUUUGGAUUCCUGAUGAGCAGUGCAAUGAAUGUAUGUCUUGUCAAGUGCCUUUUACAUUUGUUCGUAGAAGACAUCACUGUCGCAACUGUGGAAAGAUAUUUUGCAAUAGAUGCUCAUCUAACUUUGUGCCUUUGCCUCAUAUUGGUCAAGAGCAGGCUGUAAGAGUUUGUAAUAGAUGCUUCAUGUUUCGUGUCACCCCAUUUACAGUUAGGCCAGCUCAACAUGGAAGUUAAAUAUCUUGUGAAUGAUAAUUACUGCCAGAUAUUUUACCUUUUUAUUUUUUUUUUUACUUACCCAACGGAGUUUUAAAAGUUUAAAAAUGACAACAAAAAUGUUUUUUAUAAGCUGAGAAUAAAUUUAGUGUAAGAAUGAAUUGUCACUAUUUAAAAUCCAUUGGGUCAAAUUGUUGUUAUCAUGCUAUGUCUUUCAUUAUUGUUCUUUUAGCUGUUAUUUACUAAUCAAAUACAUUUUUAUCCCUACAUUUUAUGUAUUCGUGCUCAUUUAAAAAUUUUAGCUACAAUACAUUUUUUUUAACUUUUUAUUUUUUUACUUUUAAAGUUUUUUUUAGACUUUUAUUCAAGGAAUAUAUUUAAUCCUAAAUAGCUUAAAUGCAGUGAUUUUUUUAAUAUUAAUUGCUAAGGUCUCAGUAAUUUCAUCAGAAUAAAAUUGUUAAGGGCAGAAUAAGCUAUAACAAAUGUUUUUCUUUACAAAAAUGUGCCAUACAAUUAAGUAUUCAGUUAUGAGGGGGUGUAGGAAUCGAUCAUUCUUCUAUUCAGGUUUUUUGCUAUUACAAGUGACUUAUCUAUUUAAGAGGUUCUUUUUACUUUCAAUGGUCAAGUCCUUGCAGAAGAAACUUAAUGCUAUCAAUAGCUUAAUGUAACAAAAAUUAUUAGUAACCUAGGUCUUUGAACAUUACUUGAAAGUUUUGCUUGAUCAACAAACAUUGUAUUAUGUGAACAAGCAAAGAUUUUAUUUCAAAGAUUUUUUUUUUCUUUUAACAAAAUAUAAUUUAAAUAAACCUAAAAAAAAAAAAUAGAAUGUAGAUAAGCUUGAAUAAAAUUGUACCUCCUCCAAGAAAGAUCCACUAGUUUUAUUAUUAUUUCUUUUUAUUUAGACUUUUGAGUACUUUUAUCCAAUGAUUUAUGAUUUUAAUCAUUCCAGUUUAAAUCUCUUAUUGACAAAUGUGUGUGUGUGCAUUUAAGCAUGGCAUGUAUUAAUAAACAAUUUUGUUUUGCAGAUAAAAUUAUACAAAGACUAAUAUAAUUGUUUAAUUUAUUGUAAAAUAAAAUACUUGUUUGCUUUUGGAGUGAUUUUCUUAGAGUUUAUUAAUUAAUUAAUUUAUUUUCAUAGAUCAAAUUAAUUAAUUUUUUUUUCAUAGAUGAAAUGUUUAUUGGCUUCUGAAAUUAGGUGUAGGCAUCUAAACAAAAGUAGUCUAAUCAAAUGUACUCAUUUUUUAUUUGUUUGAUAAAUACAUAAGUGAUUCGAAAGUGAUUUUUAAUUUCACAUUAUUAUUUCAUUGUAAAUUGUUUAUAUAGUUGAUUGAAUAUGAUAAAUUGGAAUCGUAAACAAUACUAAUGACACAAUUAAAAGUAAAUGUUCAUUAAAAAGUAUCGUGAUGCUUUUUCUGUUAAAGAAGAUAAUUACGUUUAAUGAUUUCAAUCCAAUUUAGCCUGGCUGUUCUAAUGAUGUAGGUCAUGGGAUACAAAAUUGAUCUGGAAUUUGACACAUAUUGGGUUUAAAAAAAAAUAAAUGAAUAGAUGUAUACGUCUUCUGCUUUUCACAUUCAUAGGAAAGUCAAAGCAUCUGAUUCUUCUAAUUGAAACUAAACAAAAGCAAUAACUAAUUUUAGUAGUCAAUAUUGUCAGAUUCCAUCUUAUUCCCAUUUACAGUAAACUAUAUUUAGCUAGAAAAUUAAGUUUUCUUAACAAUACAAAAAUUGAAAUUAAAUGUAAAAAAAAAGUAAACAUUUUGGUUACUUUUUAGGGCAAUGGGUCUAAAAUAGAGCCUGUUUAUUAGAUUUUAGAAUCCCUAGAAAUCUUGCAAAUAAAUUGAUAAGUAAUAUUGCCUUAUUGGUUAAUUUUACAUUUAGAUCUCAGAAUUUAAAGACAUCUAAGAGCAAUCAUAGAAUUAGUAGGUAAAUGAUCUAUGCAAAAAAGUAGGCUUAACCUUUUGAUUACAGUAUAAUAAAACUUAAGUGUCAGCUUAUUUACUUUCCAAAGUAUUUAAAGCCCAUAGUUCAAGGCAAAGAAGUUACAUAAGGUCAGUCAAUGAUGGUGGAUACUUUCCAGUGAUAACUUUUUAUUUCUAUUGAUAUAUGCAAAUCUUUGUAGAAGGUUAGCAAUUUUGUGCUGAUGUGAAAAGACUAUAUUUGAUUUGAAAAUAAUUACAUGUAUUAAAGAUUGUUGUAAAUAAACUAAAACAUGAUU